AUGUCCAGGUACGCUGCCAGCCAAGCACCGAGACUCCAGUCUGGCCCCGGAGUCGGCAUCGACACACUCUCCUCCAGCGUCGCAACCUUCUACCAUGACGCGCUUCCAUGGUCUCCUCAGUUCCUAUCCCUUCAGGAGGCCUUACAGGUCGUGUGUCUGAACCAUGCCCGCGGCAAGGUGUCUGAUGCCGAUCUCCCUCAGAACUACCGUGGCCCGUCCUUCACACCCGUCAAGUCCACCGAGGCUCGCUUUUGCUGUAUUACCGGGGUCGCCUUUCAGGACGAAGGAAACGGUCCUGAGACAUAUGGCUAUGUUGUCGAAAAGGGUGACCUCAGCUAUGUCCUGCAGCCCGAGCCGACCGACACUAACCCGCCCGUUGAUAGGCCCAAGGCAAUCAAGACAUACGAAGUUUGCGUUAAGGCUAACUCCAAAACGCAGUACCUCGUUCGUCCGAAUGACCUUCCUUCCCCUGAAGACUGCCCAAAGUCCUGCCGAGAGCUGUAUGGGAGAGCUGUCGGCUCCGUCUACGGCAAGCAGACGCCUGUGCCUCUGAUCACCCAGUCUCCCUUGCCGCAGCCCCCUACUGCCAGCACCAUCUUGCAUGGUGACGAGUUUUGUAGGCCUCUGGACAACACCAUUACCACGGUUUCCUGCAGGGUACCCCGCUUUAUUGGUUUGGACUUUGGCGUCAAGCAGAUCCAAGACUUUGUCGUUGUCGAGUUUUCCUUGAUUUCGGGCGAGUGGCAAGAGGACGACCGUCAUUACAGCAUCCCUGUCUCUGUCGACGAUCAAUGCUACCCCCUCAAUGUCGCCCAUCUGUCGUACACUAUCUUCAGUCUGCGUGGAAGCGUCCUCUCCAGUUACUGGGCCAGCGGCAUUGCAAGCAAUGUUCCUGGAGAGCCUGCCUCUCUGUCCUGCAAGAACGACGACAGCCAUGCUCCUGCUCUACACAAGGACCUUUCCCGUCUUCCGACAUCCGACAAAAAGCGACCAAGGACGGAUGUGCAACAGGCCCAGCGCAGGAAGAAGGAUCCCCAAGAAACGACCCCUCCUUCGACCAAGAACCGCAAAGUGUUGCCUAGAGACUUGAACCCCUCCCCACCUCCGUCGGCGGGGAUCAAUUGCGACCUGUGCCACAAGGCCUUUGCAAGUCGCAAGAGCCUGAAUGCCCAUAUGCCGAGCCACGACGAGAACCGCCCAUCCUUUGCGUGCGAUGCCUGUGACAAGACGUUCACCAGACCAAGUGAUAUGGAUCGACACAAAGUGUCGAGCCACAACAACAUGAAAUGUCCCUGCGAGCACUGUGGCCGUUUGUUGUCCAGAGCUGACGGCCUCCUCAGUCACCAAAGAACCUGCCGUAGCAAACCCCAGUAG
This is a messenger RNA of Linnemannia hyalina, 1374 nucleotides long. The record is from the annotation of a GenBank genome assembly. NCBI's taxonomy places the organism in Eukaryota, Fungi, Mortierellomycota, Mortierellomycetes, Mortierellales, Mortierellaceae.